CUAAUUCCUUCUUGCCUCACCGAGACCCACCCUAUCUCUCCAAUAUGUACAAGCUGGUCGUAUUCGCCGCCCUUCUGGCUGUAGCCGCCGCCGCCCCCGGGCUCGUCGGUGGUGUCUGGGGAGGCGCAGCCCCCUGGGGAGGUGCUGCCCCCUGGGGAGGUGCUGCCCCCUGGGGAGCCCCUGUGCUGGGCGCCCCCAUCGUUAGAGCCGCCCCUGUCGUCAGCCACGCCGUACCUGUCGCCACCUCCUACGCCAACCAAGUCAGGAUCGCUACCCCAGCUGUGGCUGUAGCCCACGCCCCCGUUGCCGUCGCCCACGCCCCAGUCCUCGCCGGCCUGGGCCACGGAUGGUAAGCGACAGGCUAUGCCAGGCCAACGGUCACCGGCCAUAGGCCACAGGCCGCAACACCAGGCCAAGUCGUCAGGAACGCAACAGUCAAGCACCAUGCUUCGGUUAGAAUGUUAAAAACGGUUUGUUAAAAUUUUGAGUUUGGAUAAAUAAAU
This is a messenger RNA of Aricia agestis (brown argus), 503 nucleotides long. It is a transcript of the gene CPH17, whose product is annotated as neuropeptide-like 3. Bases 45 to 353 code for a protein of 102 amino acids. Lineage: Eukaryota; Metazoa; Arthropoda; Insecta; Lepidoptera; Lycaenidae. The record is from RefSeq and is a predicted model, not a curated record. The transcript is spliced from 3 exons.